CCAAUUACCUGUCUAACCUAAGGUAUGAAGGGAGGGCCAUAUGCUGCAAGGGAGACAGGAAGACGACUGUCUGGCUCAACCUUCCCAGACUCAACAUAACAGUGGCUUUGUUGUGCCACUGGUAAGCCUGCUGUUCUGCUAUUCUGACUUAUUUUUCCCGGCUCGCAACUAAUAAUACCUCUCUCUUUUCAAUAUAGGCUCUCUUUUACUUCAGCCACCAAGUUAUAUUUCACCCGCUAAGGGCCUACCCCGGGCCACUUAUCGCCAAGUUCACCAACGCCUACGGGGCAUUUCAUGUUGUUCGUCGAUGCAUGCAUCUUGCUACGUAUAGCGAUCAUUUACAAUAUGGCUCUGUGGUGCGAUCAGGGCCUAACCGUCUUGUGUUCAACACCGCAACGGCAGUACAUGAUAUCUACGCAAAUGCACGUGUCAACAAAGGACAUUCGUACUCCUAUGUAAGUCGCAGUGGAAACCCCAGUAUGUGGUCCACCCUGGACAGAGAAGCACAUCACCGGAAACGCAAGCUGGUCGGACCCGUCGUCUCAGAGCGUUGCGGGCGUCUUGCCGUUGAUAUCGUUGGCCUACUGGCAUUUGGCUAUCCGCUUAAUACCCAAACUGAGGACACCAACAAGCUCGUUCCCGAAUACUUUCCAUCCCCCUUUGCUUUCCGGCCCGGGCGCUGGUUGGCGCACGAACACGAGAUGGACCAAGAACGUGAAGUGCGCGUUACCACGAGGCGCGCGUUCCAACCUUUCUUGCUGGGCGAUCGCGGCUGGGCGGGAAAAGCUAUGGCGUAUUUGGAAUUGAGCAUGGCGCUGGCUAAGACGAUCUGGUACUUUGACUUUGAGAGGGUGCCCGGCGAAGCGGGCAAGGCAGGGGAGGGGAUUCCGGGGAGUGACGGCUGGCGCGGCAGGCGAGAUGAGUUUCAGUUGUACGACGGCGUUGUUGUCAGCCACGACGGUCCAAACCUCGUUUUCAAGACGCGCGGGAGGUAUUGGGAGGACAUGGAGGCGAGUGAAGCACGUUGAUCUGCUCAUAUAUAUACGCGAUGUUAGGUAGCAUGUGCAUUUGUCGCCAUCUGCAUAGUUGAGAUCUCGUUAAAUAAACUAUGUAACAAAAUCUUGUUGGUAGUAGAAUAGAACGAGGAGACAUAGUACGAGAGUUAGAAGAAAGUAAGGAAAAGAAAAGACGUAACUAGCGAUACAACGUGAAUAGUUCAAGUCAUCUCUGGUCUCUGGCUACUAAAAAUAGAACCC
This is a messenger RNA of Daldinia decipiens, 1256 nucleotides long. RefSeq lists its product as uncharacterized. Gene Ontology annotation, molecular function: oxidoreductase activity, acting on paired donors, with incorporation or reduction of molecular oxygen; monooxygenase activity; heme binding. The record is from RefSeq and is a predicted model, not a curated record. Lineage: Eukaryota; Fungi; Ascomycota; Sordariomycetes; Xylariales; Hypoxylaceae. The transcript has 3 exons. Bases 312 to 1028 code for a protein of 238 amino acids.